CAACAAAAAAACUAUCAUGUACAAAGUGAUAUGUCUGUUUUGGUUACUCCUCUUGCUCUCUGUGACAGCGGGGAAUGGACCCAACAACCCGCCAGAUGGAGCUGGUAGUUCAAAGGUCACUGUGUUGGGAGACAGCGAGCAGUCGUUCUUGUUACGGCGAUGGCGAGGGGUGACCUGCGACCUGUGUGUUUGGAUUACGUUAGAGUUACAAGACAUGAUCAGAAAGCAGACGGCGGUUGACGUCAUCGUGAAAGAGGCCAUCAAGAUUUGCAUAUUGUUCAAGAUCGAGGACGCACGUGUUUGCAGCAUGAUUGUUCCGCUGUUUCACGAAGAGAUACUCUAUGUAGUGGACAACUUGGUCCUAGAUCCUAAAGAAGCUUGUGGCAUCAUUCUUGGAGAUUCAUGUGGAUCGCCCUACUAUCCUGGGGAAAUGUGGAACAUAACUCUACCAAACACCCCCAAACCACCUCCCCAGCCUCCCACCCCACCUAAGCCCAGUAGUCCCACAGUUAGAUUUCUUCACCUGACAGACAUACACUGGGACUUUGACUACAGGCAGGGGGCCAACCCUCUGUGUGGGGAGCCACUCUGUUGCAGGGCCAGUGACAACUCCACUGCCCAUACUCUGAGCUCAUCUACAGCUGGCAGGUAUGGAGACUUCAACCAAUGUGAUGCCCCAGUAGAUCUGCUGGUUUCUUUAUUCAAACACCUGAGUACUAUCAAAGACCAGUUUGACUACAUCAUCAUGACCGGUGAUGUCCCCGCCCAUGAUGUAUGGAACCAGACCAAGACUGACCAGAUAGCUCAUGUUGCUGCACUGGACAAGCUGUUCAGCCAGUACUUGCCAGAUAAACCUGUCUACUCAUGCAUAGGGAACCAUGAAAGCACCCCAGUCAACAGCUUCCCUCCUCCUGGUAUUUCUGGCCACAACAUGGACUGGCUGUAUGGAGCUCUGGCUAACUCAUGGGGAAAGUGGCUGUCACAGUCUGCAAUAGAUACUAUCUUAAGCUGUGGUGGAUAUUCCUUCUCCCCUUAUCCAGGCUUUAGAAUAAUCUCAAUCAACAAUAACUAUUGUAACAACCAAAACUGGUGGCUGUUAAUCAAUGCAACUGAUCCAUGCAAUGUUCUACACUGGUUGGUAGCAGAGCUACAAAAAGCAGAGGACAAACAUGAAAAGGUUCACAUGUUGAUGCACAUACCACCUGGGGAUGGAGGCUGUCUGAAGGCCUGGAGUUGGAAUUAUUACAAAAUUGUCAACAGGUAUGAGAACACCAUAGUGAAUCAGUUUUAUGGCCACAGCCAUCACGACUGGUUCCAAAUGUUCUAUGAUGAGACAAACUUCCAGAGACCAGUAGGAUUUGGAUUUGUAGCACCCAGCAUCACUCCUGGCUCAAACAUUAAUCCCAUCUUCAGGAUCUACACCAUGGAUGGAAAUUACACUGGAAGCUCAUGGGCUGUGUUAGAUUAUGACAGCAUUUAUCUCAAUUUGACGGAGGCAAACCAGUCAGGCUACCCUACAUGGAAAUACUCUUACUCCCCAAAGAAACUGUAUAAUAUGACAAGCUUGUAUGCAGCAGAUUGGAACAAUUUGAUCAACAGACUACAGUCAGAUGACCAUAUGUUUCAAAUUUUUAAUCUAUACAGAAAUAACUUGUAUCCAUCAGCACCAUGUGAGGACCAGUGUAAAAAAGAUUUACUGUGUGAAAUAAUAAGCGGAAGAUCAAAUGACCCUGAUCUUUGUAAAAAGCAUAACUAUUUAGCUAUGUAAAUAAUAACAG
Physella acuta is the source of this 1778-nucleotide messenger RNA. Its product is annotated as sphingomyelin phosphodiesterase. Gene Ontology annotation, biological process: sphingomyelin catabolic process; ceramide biosynthetic process. Gene Ontology annotation, molecular function: acid sphingomyelin phosphodiesterase activity. Gene Ontology annotation, cellular component: lysosome. The record is from RefSeq and is a predicted model, not a curated record. NCBI's taxonomy places the organism in Eukaryota, Metazoa, Mollusca, Gastropoda, Physidae.